AUGGAAGGCGGUGGAAACAAGACCGGUGCUAGACGUCGCAACUCUAAGAACCACCGCAAGGAGUACAAGGAGCCGUCAGCAUUCGCUCGUAUAAGGGAAGACGACGCACCGCGAUCCUCUCGAAGUCUCGACAGCCUCACCUGCAGGCGGUCCCAGCGCGAAAGAUCGCGACGACAUGGAAAACAUCAGCAGCGGCGGCCGUCCGUACAGUCGGAAGUGGCGGCUGGCGAGCACGACCAGGACAGGAGUAACGCCCGCGGUAGCAGGAGGGGCAAGAGCCCGAACAACAAGAACGGUGGCCGCAAGGGACGACGCCUUCGACGUUCCGCGUCCUCAACUGCAGCGGAGCGAGACAGCGACAAAAGUACUCCGGUAAAAAACCGGCAACCGGUGCGAAGGACGAGCAGUGAAGGACCGAGACCUCGUAGUAUGGUGACCGAGAGCCCGGACGGUGGCAAGUUGGGGUCCCGGUCAACCCUGGCCUCCGGUGACUGUGGUAGUGCGCAGUGGAAUAACGGUGCUUCGAACAGAACGCCCGCCGGAACUGGCGGGAGGCUGCUGAAGACGACGUCGCUCACCGAACUGUUUGCGGUCGAAGUCGGACUGGUGCCUUCGACUGGGCUCUCCCAAAAGGAAAGCCGUCGGCGCAGGAUAGUGUUCGCCGUGGUUCUCGUUGCGCUGGCUCUGCUGACGGCCAGCGUCUUGCUCGUCGCCAUCACGCUAUUUUUAUCGCCGGCUGUAGACGAAGUCUUGAGGAAAGAGAACGAGAACCUGUUCCGGCUUCCGACGUCCACGGCUGCCACCACCACGACGGGAGGCGCCGUGACGGCGACCUCGGCGUUCGCCGCCGACAACGCGACGCUGACGGCGCCGACGGUGGCCGUCGGCUGA
Messenger RNA from Rhipicephalus microplus (southern cattle tick), 891 nucleotides. RefSeq lists its product as uncharacterized. NCBI's taxonomy places the organism in Eukaryota, Metazoa, Arthropoda, Arachnida, Ixodida, Ixodidae. The record is from RefSeq and is a predicted model, not a curated record.